Messenger RNA from Pomacea canaliculata, 3304 nucleotides. Its product is annotated as membrane frizzled-related protein-like. The record is from RefSeq and is a predicted model, not a curated record. Bases 2339 to 3085 code for a protein of 248 amino acids. Lineage: Eukaryota; Metazoa; Mollusca; Gastropoda; Architaenioglossa; Ampullariidae. The transcript is spliced from 7 exons. Gene Ontology annotation, molecular function: protein binding.
CAAGUACUACCACUCAUAAGUCGCCCACCCUUUAUCAAUCUCACAUUGUGGACUGCACUUUGGCUCGAUCCUAUCAGCGACUUGGUUUCGCAAGCCUUGUUUUCACUGUCGCUGUUCGACUACAAAUUGAAGGUUGAACGGUGAGCAUCCUUUACUCUAACAAGGACCUUCCAUACUUCAACAUGCUCACCCGUAACUUGUUGACUGCUUGCUUCACUUUGUGGAUGCCGACCGUAGUUGUCGGAACCCAUUAUCCACUGAGCUAUUCCUUAAACACGCAGUGUGGGACGCAAAUAUCAUUUCGAGAAAGCAUGUUGCUAAAAUACUCCGAUUGGGGCUACUCGACCAUACCAUCUAACUACAACUGCCAGGUGACCAUCCUAAGCGCCAGUCCAGGCCGGGGCAUUCAGGUGCGAUUCAGGACUCUGGAGACGACCAUCUCCGUUGGUUGUAGCCAAGUCAGGUUAACUGUCGGCGACAGGACAAGACCACUUACACCCACCAAUGGGGUUUGCGGUUUUAUAUCGCCCCCGACUGCGAGGACGACAGAUGACAGAGUCUACGUCACACUUACCACAGACAACACAUUUCUACAUAGUGGUUACUUCGAGCUGCUGCUGACAGAGUUCAACUAUUUAGUAAAUGGAAACUGCACUGGUAACGAUUUCAAGUGCAACAACAAUAUCUGCAUCUCCGCCAAUCUGAAGUGCAACGGCUACAACGACUGCGACGACGACUCCGACGAGAUUGAGGGCUGCGGGCUGACGACUUUGACAGCAGGCGUUAUCGUCGGGAUCGCCUUAGCCAUCAUUGUUUUCCUUAUCGUAGUUAGUGUUUUAGGUGUCUUCUAUCGCCGACGUCGACGAUACAUCACUAUAGUUGGAUAAACCUACUGCGAAAAAAAACAACAACAACAGAAAGUGGAAUAAAUAGACUACUGUAGAGAAAUAAAUAGAGUACCACAGAGGGAGAAAUAAAUCUCUACUGUGGAAUAAUUGUGGCAUUGCUGUAGUACGAUGACUACAAUACUUCACUAUGGUAAGCUAAGUAUAGCGGGAUAGACACUUAACUAACAUUAAUGAGAGAAAUUGUAUUGGGAUACAGUGAUCGACUUUUGUACAAAGUAGUCAGAAGUAAGAUUUACUCACUGCUGUCACCUUUCUCAAAGGUGUGGGUAAAUCCGCAUUUAAGACUCUAGAUAAGUCCAUUGAAAGUUCCAACAAAGAACAUAGGUGUGCUUGUAGUAUAUAUAUAAGUUUAUCUGUUCUCUCUCUUCCUCUCUAUGUUUGCAUGUCGCACAUGUAUUCAACAAACAAUGUCUAGUAUGCGUUCUCAGUUGCUGUAAGGUCACUUUACACUCUAGCUAAACUUAUGACCUGGCUGUUCCAUUAUAUUAUAUUUGUUAGCUGUUAUUAAGUUUAUCAUCAUCAAACUUGUGACCACACACAAAAGUCUUUGCUGACCCACGACUUCACGCCUCUGGGUAUGUGAGUUCGUGAGUGUCAAAGUAUACAAUGUAUGUAAUAACUUGUAUUACUGGAUUGCUUGUAGACGAUUUUUCCCGUUCAGUAAAACGAUGUAAAACGAUGCAAAUGUGUACAAAGCUUGCGGUUUAUUCAAAUUUCAAAUUAACUACUAAAACGAGGCAAGUGUAUACAAAACUUCCGGUUUAGUCACAUUCAUUGUUUAUCUCGCCGAGACUAACAGCGGAUCACUUCGCAACAGGCUCAGCGUUGGUCUCGACAGACAGACAACAGUCCACAUAUACACAUCCAUGGUUUAUGUCCUGCUCCUACAUGAAUGAUGCGAAAUAAGUGGCUUUUUAUUUCUUUCUUAACUGUUAAGGUAAAUCUUUUCGAAAUAAAGGAAAAAUAAUAAAUUUUCUAGAUGUACAGCUGUUGUUGUAUCUGUUUUAUAUAUAUAUAUUUAUAGCAAUAAAAAUGUUAUAUUUACAGUUGUAAACCAUCAUAAGUAAAAUAAAUAGUGGUGUAAAAGGUGUGAUGUAAAAGUUGUGUUUAAAGAUGAAAACUGUACGUUAUAUACAAAUUUCUUCGUGUGAUAAUGAAAUCAUGGAAAUUCUAAGGUUAUUAUUGCUCCAUUCUGCAUCAAUAGCUGGAGUGUUAAUACUACAAUUUAAACCAGAGCUGUUUCGCAAUAAACUAAAUGCGAUAUCAACUAUCCUCUCUACAAAAGAUAAGUCACACCAGUACCUACAUAUAACUCGCCCACCCUUUAUCAAUCUCACAUUGUGGACUGCACUUUGGCUCGACCGUAUCAGUGAGUUUGUUUUGAAAACCUUGUUUUCACUGUCGCUGUUCGACUACAAAUUGAAGAUUGAAUGGUGAGCAUCCUUUACUCUAACAAGGACCUGCCAUACUUAAACAUGCUCACCCGUAACUUGUUGACUGUUUACUUCACUUUGUGGAUGCCGACCGCAGUUGUCGGAACCCAUUAUCCAGAGAAAUAUUACUUAGACAAGCAGUGUGGUUGGCAACUAGUAUUUCCAGAAAGCCUGUUGCUCAAAUACUCCGAUAGGGGCUACACGAGCAUUCCACCUAACUACAACUGCCUGAUGACCAUCGCAGGCUCUAGUCCAGGUCGGGGCCUUCAAGUGCGAUUCAGGAAACUGGAGACUGCCGACACCGUUGACUGUAGCCAAGUCAGGUUAACUGUCAGCAACAGGACAGGACCACUUACACCCACCAAUGGGGUUUGCGGUUUUACAUCGCCCCAGACUGUGAGGACGACAGAUGAUAGUGUGGACGUCAGAUUUGCCACAGACAAUACUACUUCACAGAGUGGUUACUUCGAGCUGCUGCUGACAGAGUUCACUUAUGCAAUAAAUGGAAACUGCAUUGAUAACGAUUUCAAGUGCAACAACAGUAUCUGCAUCUCCGCCAAUCUGAAGUGCAACGGCUACAACGACUGCGACGACAACUCCGACGAGAUUGAGGGCUGCGGGGAGACUUUUGCACCAGGCAUUAUCGUCGUGAUCGUCUACGCCAGCAUUGCUUUCAUUAUUGUAAUAGGUUGGUUAGGUGUCGUCUAUCACCGACGUCGGCGAUACAUCCCAAUAAGCGGAUAAAUAGGUCGCUAUUGCAAAAUAAAAACAUGUGUAUAAUAUUACAAAUAACUAUACCUAAACACAUAUAGUGAGAUACACAUUACUCCUGUACAAUUACACCUCCAUGUAGUGUAUAAAAUAUACGUACAUCCUUUCGUACGACAAAACACGCAAACUAUGUGAGAAAUGCAGUACUGAAGUGAGACAAACGCACUCAUACAUAUUAAACAAUGUCUAGUA